GCUCGCUGCGGCAGCCGCUCUCCGCAGCGCCUCGCCGCCGCCGCCAUGGCGGACCCCGCCGAGUGCAGCAUCAAGGUGAUGUGCCGAUUCCGGCCCCUCAACGAGGCCGAGAUCCUCCGCGGGGACAAGUUCAUCCCCAAGUUCAAGGGCGACGAGACGGUGGUCAUCGGGCAAGGGAAGCCGUAUGUCUUUGACAGAGUGUUACCUCCUAAUACAACCCAGGAACAAGUUUAUAAUGCCUGUGCCAAGCAGAUCGUUAAAGAUGUUCUUGAAGGCUACAAUGGCACAAUCUUUGCUUAUGGACAGACGUCAUCAGGCAAAACUCAUACUAUGGAGGGGAAGCUGCAUGACCCUCAGCUGAUGGGAAUCAUUCCAAGAAUUGCACAUGACAUCUUUGAUCACAUCUAUUCCAUGGAUGAAAACCUGGAGUUUCACAUAAAGGUUUCCUACUUUGAGAUUUAUUUGGACAAAAUAAGGGACCUACUUGAUGUGUCAAAAACAAACCUUGCUGUACACGAAGAUAAAAACAGAGUUCCGUAUGUUAAGGGAUGUACAGAAAGAUUUGUGUCUAGUCCUGAGGAGGUUUUGGAUGUCAUUGAUGAAGGGAAAGCUAACCGCCACGUAGCUGUUACAAAUAUGAAUGAACACAGCUCUAGAAGUCACAGUAUCUUCCUCAUUAAUAUUAAGCAAGAGAAUGUGGAGACUGAGAAGAAACUCAGUGGAAAGCUUUACCUGGUAGACUUGGCUGGCAGCGAGAAGGUCAGCAAAACUGGAGCGGAGGGUGCUGUUCUUGAUGAAGCUAAAAAUAUCAAUAAGUCUCUGUCUGCACUAGGCAACGUGAUAUCUGCCUUGGCAGAAGGAACUAAAACCCAUGUUCCAUACCGAGACAGCAAAAUGACCCGGAUACUUCAGGAUUCCCUUGGUGGAAACUGCAGAACCACCAUUGUCAUCUGUUGUUCUCCAUCGAUUUUCAACGAAGCAGAAACCAAGUCUACGCUCAUGUUUGGGCAGCGAGCUAAGACUAUUAAGAACACGGUCUCUGUGAAUCUGGAGCUGACAGCAGAAGAAUGGAAGAAAAAGUAUGAGAAAGAAAAAGACAAAAACAAGAGUCUAAAGAAUGUUAUUCAGCAUCUGGAGCUGGAACUGAACAGGUGGAGAAAUGGAGAAGCUGUGCCCGAAGAUGAGCAGAUCAGCGCGAAGGAUCAGAAGAACCUGGAGCCUUGUGAUAACACCCCAAUUAUUGACAAUAUCACUCCAGUUGCUGCCAGCAUCUCGACAGAGGAGAAACAGAAAUAUGAUGAGGAGAUUGCUAGUCUCUACAGACAACUGGAUGAUAAGGAUGAUGAAAUCAACCAGCAGAGCCAGUUGGCUGAAAAGCUGAAACAACAGAUGUUGGAUCAAGAAGAGCUUUUGGCCUCCACUAGGAGAGACUAUGAGAAGAUUCAAGAGGAGCUGACUCGUCUUCAGAUUGAGAAUGAAGCUGCAAAAGAUGAGGUGAAGGAGGUCCUUCAAGCCCUCGAAGAAUUAGCAGUCAACUAUGACCAGAAAUCCCAAGAAGUGGAGGACAAGACAAGAGCCAACGAGCAGCUGACUGAUGAGCUGGCACAGAAGAGUACUGUCCUGACAACUACCCAAAGGGAGCUGGGCCAGUUACAGGAACUCAGUAACCAUCAGAAGAAAAGAGCUACAGAGAUCUUAAACUUGCUGCUUAAGGAUCUGGGAGAGAUUGGAGGAAUCAUUGGUACUAAUGAUGUUAAAACGUUAGCAGAUGUGAAUGGGGUGAUUGAAGAAGAGUUCACCAUGGCGCGGCUCUACAUCAGCAAGAUGAAAUCCGAGGUGAAAUCUCUUGUGAACCGCAGCAAGCAGCUAGAGAGUGCCCAGAUUGACUCCAACAGGAAGAUGAACGCCAGCGAGAGGGAGCUAGCAGCUUGCCAGCUCCUCAUCUCACAGCAUGAAGCAAAGAUCAAGUCCUUGACAGACUACAUGCAAAAUAUGGAGCAGAAGAGAAGGCAGCUGGAAGAAUCACAAGACUCUCUCAAUGAAGAACUUGCCAAGCUACGUGCUCAAGAAAAAAUGCAUGAAGUCAGCUUCAAGGAUAAGGAGAAGGAACAUCUGACCCGGCUUCAGGAUGCAGAGGAAAUGAAGAAGGCCCUGGAGCAGCAGAUGGAGAGUCACAGGGAAGCCCAUCAGAAGCAGCUGUCCAGGCUGAGAGAUGAGAUUGAAGAGAAGCAGAAAAUAAUUGAUGAAAUCAGAGAUAUGAAUCAGAAGCUGCAGCUGGAACAAGAGAAACUGACUGCUGAUUAUGAUAAAUUAAAAAUUGAGGACCAGGAAAGAGAAAUGAAAUUGGAAAAGCUCAUAUUGCUGAAUGAUAAAAGGGAACAAGCAAGAGAAGAUCUCAAGGGGCUGGAGGAAACUGUGGCAAGAGAACUUCAGACCCUCCACAAUCUGCGCAAACUGUUUGUUCAAGACCUCACCACUCGAGUUAAAAAAAGUGUUGAACUUGACAGUGACGAUGGGGGUGGAAGUGCUGCGCAGAAGCAGAAAAUUUCCUUUCUUGAGAACAAUCUGGAACAACUUACAAAGGUUCACAAACAGCUGGUUCGUGAUAAUGCAGAUCUUCGUUGUGAGCUUCCUAAGCUGGAGAAACGCCUUAGAGCUACGGCAGAGAGAGUUAAGGCCCUGGAGAGUGCACUGAAGGAGGCCAAGGAGAACGCGAUGCGCGACCGCAAGCGCUACCAGCAGGAGGUAGAUCGCAUUAAGGAGGCUGUGAGAGCCAAAAACAUGGCACGGAGAGCGCACUCGGCUCAGAUUGCCAAGCCCAUCCGCCCUGGUCAUUACCCAGCAUCUUCUCCAACAGCUGUUCAUGCCAUUCGAGGAGGAGGGAUGUCAAACUCCAGCUACUAUCACAGCACCAAAUAAGAGGUCAGUUCCACUUAGCAUGUUAAGAACUGUCAUUAAGUCACUAGUUUCUUUUUUCCUCCUCUACCUGAUCCCCGUUCUGUUCAUCGUGCGCUUCCUACAGCCGUCAGCAACGCUCCGGUCCCAGGUACUCCGAGCUUCGUAGGAUCCCCAGGUGCACAGAAGUGCUUAGCUCAGCUCUUCGACGACUCCUUGUACAAUAUAUUUACCAUAAGCAUCUAAGUAAUGAUAGGAGGUCUGCCACUCAGAAUAUUUCACUGACUGCAUUCGCCUCUUGGCGCUGGUUGGGUUGGGGCUUCUACACUCAAAUUGAUGCUUUUUGAAGUCUGUUGCAUCUGUAAAUCCCGACUUGUGGCAUCAACGAAUUAAUUAUUCAAUGACCAAGUGCCAUCAAAGGCAGGUGAUUGUGCUCUCUCAUGACUGAUUUACUGUAUAAUAUACAUAUUAUUUUAUAUUUUUAGGGGAUGAAAAUGUGCUGCUAUAUGGUUUGAUUUUACUGCUUACAUUUUCGGAAGUAAAUUUCCCCAAAGAACCAUUUGUAAUAUCCUGGUAAAAUCUUUGAACUGUAUAAAAUAACCUCUAUUGCAGUACCUGGUAAAGAUCAAAUGGGAUGCAGAGAAAUCUGUUAGUAUAGAUCUAGGUUUUGAAGUUUGGUAGUUACAUGAAUAUAUGUGUGUGACCUGUCUUACAACUGAGAUCUGAGCUGCGUGUGGUUCUCCCUUGGAUGGUGAGUUUUCCUGGAAUGUGACGGCUGGCCACGUGUUUGUAGGCAUUGCCCUCGAUGACAUUUUGGAAGCUUUCGGAAUGCUGCAGAAGUCUUGCCCCUGGAAAGCUGGCAAAUACCGCCCCCCCUCCCAUUCCCGCAUGCCUUGGGCAAGCCUGGAUCUGCUCGCCCUGGAAUUCAGGUGCACGAUUGAACAGCAGGAGACCCUACCUUGAAAAGAAUAUGUGUGGAGGGUCCAAAAGGAGGGGAGAGUUAGACACCCAGCACUGUCCUUUGCAGAGCAGGCUUAGAAGUACACGUGUUAACAAACGAGGAGCAUAUUGCAAGGGGAAAGAAUGUAUUUAUUGCUUGCCUGUCAUAAGGCUACGAUACACAAGUUGUAUUAAGGUUAGUAUAGGUGUGCACGCCGGGUGAGUGAUGAACCCCCCGCGUCCCGAGCCGCCCGCAUCCCGAGCCGCCCUCCCGGCAGCCGCUGUCCCAGACGAGCGCGCGUUUCAGCAAGGUGACAGCCCCCAUAGCCCUCCAGCCGCCUCUGGCACCUCCUGGCUCCUGUUUAACUGGAGAUUCUUCUCCUUAGGUCUAAACCUAACUAGACAUAAAAGUAUCUAAUGUUUUGAUUGAAAUUUUUUGAUAGAUUGUGAAUUGACUUUAGAUUUUUUUUUUACUGAAAUUAUUUAAGAGCUCUCAGUUGUCAGGUUAUUAGAAUUAAUUUAACAUUUGCUUUUAUUGUUGCACUACUUCGAGGAGCAUUUUGCUAGAAAUAUUUAACAAAGUUGCAAAUUUGCAUGUAUUUAUUUUGUAUCUUUUGAAGUUUUAUAUUUUUCUUUAUGUGCAUGUGCACUGCCAGAAAAAUGAACUGUGAACUUGCCAUAUGCAAUCUUUAAACAAAUUGCUAAUUCAGAACUACUCUGUACUGUCUUAGCAGCUCUUCAUGGCUGAAGUCUAUUAUGAACUAAAUCAUUAUCCUCUUGUUCUGGUUCCAAAGCCGUUCUCUUAAGGAACACCAAACUGCUGCUGUCAAAGAUUUAUAUUGUUUUCUUGUAAAAUGAAAAUACAAGGCUAUGAACUUCUGUUAGCUGAAUUCAGAGUAUAUUAUAGAAUUGCAUUUUAAAUGCAGCAUUAUCUUAAAAAAAAAUUGAGUUCCCCAUGUCACCAUCAUUAGUAUCUGACAGUUCAGCUGGGCUCCGGGAAGAAGUUACCUUAGACAUUUCUUAGACAUUUCUUAGUUGUGCUCGUGCUGAUCAGCCAGUCAGUUCAUGUAGCCAAAACAAUCUAAGUUUCUCCAAGGUAACUUUGAGACCAGGGGUGUGGGAGAACUGCCUAGGCCUGAUCUGUGGAAAAGAUCUAAAACGCUGAAUUUUUCAAAGAAACACAGAAGAUGUUUACUAGAUUGGAAAUAAUUAACUGUCAAAGCACUUUUUUUAAAAUAAGCCUAUUUUAACUAGGCAAGUUCAUAUUGCAUAAUGUAUAUUCAACUUUUCUACCAUUUUUAAGUCUUCUACAUAUUAUAUGUGGAAAUGUAAGCCACACAUCUGCUCUGCAGAGGUCAACCUGUCUCGCUAUUUUCCACUACUUGAUGCUAUCUUGAUUUUUCUUUCUUCUCUCUCUGAAUGUUGUCUUAUAUUUAUUCUAGACUUAAUUUUAAAAUUGUGAUUUAUGUAGUGUAAAAUAAAUUACAUGCUUUGGGCAAAUUUUGUUGGAAACAUUAUUCAUGAAUCUUACUUAAGAAGAAACUAAAAUGUAUAUUAUUCUUUUUGUUAAUAGUUAACAAAUAUUUCCUGAUCACUUGAACUUCUUUCAUUGAAUUAGUUCAAAUACAUUGUGUUUGUCCUUGAAUUCAUAUUUCACUGACUUUCCUUAAGGCAGUUUUUUUUAUUUAUUUAAACCUGGAAAGAUGUUGGCUGACGUUCUUUUAAGUUUGUACUUAACAAGGGUGAGAGUGGAUUAUCCAGAAUAUAUUUUAAAAAUCUAUCAUAACCUUUACUAAAGUAAUUUCUCCUACAAAGCCUUUAAGUAAUUGUUAAGCUUCAUUUUAUAACGCUGAAUGAAUUAAGAUUCACAUUUGUCCCUAAAAAAAUAAAAUGAAAGGAUAAGUAAGGCUUGGAAAUAAAUGGUUAGGUGUUUACUUUUAGCUUUAUAUUAUUUAGUAAAAUGGGAAGUUAAACCAUGUGGUUGUGCAGGUCCCAAAUAAACAGGCCUAAACAAAUUGCCAUUAUUGGAGGAGACUGAGGUAUAGAGGAGAAAACCUUGUGAAAAUGUAGUAGGUAUCAAUUGGAAGUUAAAGGGAAUGGAAAAAAAAAUAAUAGGAUAAUCCUUAUCUCCCCUUGUUUUGAUGUUCACCUUUAACGCAAGUGAAUUGAGUGCACUGGACUGCUGUAGAGGACGAACACCACUCCACCGCUUGUGUCUUGCCCUCACCGUCUUGUCAGUUUGAACCACUUUCCUUGUGGGAGAAAUCCGGGGCUUGAAGCAUUCUGUAGAAUUGUACAUGUCUAGUUUGUAAAGUGUGUAACGUGUACUGCAGA
Nothoprocta perdicaria is the source of this 6168-nucleotide messenger RNA. It is a transcript of the gene KIF5C, whose product is annotated as kinesin family member 5C. Gene Ontology annotation, biological process: microtubule-based movement. Gene Ontology annotation, molecular function: microtubule motor activity; microtubule binding; ATP binding. The transcript is spliced from 26 exons. The record is from RefSeq and is a predicted model, not a curated record. Lineage: Eukaryota; Metazoa; Chordata; Aves; Tinamiformes; Tinamidae. Bases 46 to 2919 code for a protein of 957 amino acids.